Anguilla rostrata (American eel) is the source of this 1464-nucleotide messenger RNA. Its product is annotated as protein unc-13 homolog A-like. Gene Ontology annotation, cellular component: neuromuscular junction; synaptic vesicle membrane; plasma membrane. Gene Ontology annotation, biological process: synaptic vesicle maturation; neuromuscular junction development; synaptic transmission, glutamatergic. The transcript has 12 exons. NCBI's taxonomy places the organism in Eukaryota, Metazoa, Chordata, Actinopteri, Anguilliformes, Anguillidae. The record is from RefSeq and is a predicted model, not a curated record. Gene Ontology annotation, molecular function: syntaxin-1 binding; diacylglycerol binding; calmodulin binding. Bases 203 to 1450 code for a protein of 415 amino acids.
AUCAUAGGUCAUAAUAUUGCUAACUUUGGCUGAUUUUGAAAAACCGGAAAUUCAACUGAGCGAAGAGCCGUUUGGGAUCCGAAAGAGCCGGCUGUUAUUGGUGAGCUGAGCCAAAUGAUCUGACUCACUGAAAGGAGCCAGUGCGCAUGAUGGGUUCUUUCAAGUGUAACCCGUGUGAGCACCAGGUAUCGGAUAUGACGCAAUGGAUCUGGACAUCAAAAGGGGAGAACUGCACGGUCCACCCGACGAAUUCAAUGCAUACGUGACAGUAAAAGUCAGGAAUUUAAAGACUACUACAGUACCACUAAGAGGCAAUGAACCAUCUUGGGAACAGAAUUACAUACUUGAAAUUAAUGACCUGGAAAAAAGCAUCUUUGUGGAGGUGUGGGACAAACGACUGAUAUGGGAUGUGCUUCUGGGUUCCGUAUGCAUCCCUUUGAGUGCUGUACAGCAUCGAACUCAGGAAGGGCCAGGACAGUGGUGGCCUUUACACAGUGAUGUCAUCAUGGAGGGGAUUGAGGUUUGUGGUGUUGACAGUCCAGCGCACCACAAGAUUAUGUUAGAUAUCUACGAUGAAAUGCUAACAGAAAUCCCAGAAGAUAAACCCCAGGGGCCAAUGCAGAGGUCUGAAGGCAUACCUGAGGUGGUAUCUGGAGAAGAUGGCCAGCACCCACAGAGCACAAUUACCUCUGACAAUUAUGAAAAUGGCACUGUUGGCUCCUUAGUAUGCUUUGCUGAGGAGAUUCCCACUGAAGACCAGGAUAGUGACUACCAGGUGGACCCCAAGAAUUUACUCAUUGCUGCUGGACUUGGGGAGUCACUUGCACCACCGGGACUCACGGACACAGACAUCACUACCAGGAGUGAAAAGGAAACAGACCUGGACUGUGACCACAAGGGUGAUAGGGAACAGCACUGCUCAGACCUCCCACCUCCGCACCUGAUUGACAGUUUAGUGAACAGCGGGGCCUGUUUGACCACAGCCUGCAGUCAGGUGAUACAUGAUACCGGGCUAUCGGAUGCCUGUGAAAGUAGUGUUCUGCCUGGCUCUGACUUGAACAUGGAGACUAUGACACCAUCCAGCAGCAGCGACCACAGCACAUGGCCUUCUGACUCCACUGUGCCCUGCAGCCAGAGGGAUGACUCCACCUGCUGCAGCCCUGCCUCCUCUGGCUCCAGCCCAACCUCUAGACCUCUGGAGAGAAGCGAGGAGGAUGCUGACUUCAUCAGCCAUGAGGCUCCAAGCCAGGUCAAAGUGGAGAAUGCUGUCACCCUUGCAAACAGUAUUCCAAGAAGAUGGACCACAGUUCUUCAUAGACCUUACUGGCCGACUGAAGGAAUGUCUAUGCCAAACAGGCAUGAGGACAGCACAAGGCCAUGUGUCCCUUGGCAUUAUGUUCACCACCACUACUGCAGUCAGUCCGAUUUGAAUGAAGUUGAAGUUACGUAAAAAUAAAAAUGCCG